AUGACGAGGGGUGCAUUUUUUAGUUUAAGUCAUUUGAUGAGAGAGAGGGGUCUUCUUUAUGAUAGCAAAGCAUUGCUAGUGGAGGAGCAGCUGGUCAUUUUUCUAAAAACAAUUGGCCACAAUGUUAAGAAUCGUAUCAAUGCACAUGAUUUUGGCCAUUCUGGUGAGACCAUUAGUCGGUACUUUAACAUUGUGUUGGCUGCAAUACUUCAAUUGUACCCGAUAUUAAUGAAGCCUUCAAGUACCACAACACAUGAUCGAAUAUCAAGUAACCGUCGAAGAUUCUACCCAUGGUUCAAGGACUGCAUUGGAGUCAUGGAUGGUUCACAUAUCCCAGCGUGGGUUUCAUUUACUUACCUACUUGCUUGUUGGGAAGGAUCAGCAUCAGAUUCUAGGAUAUUAGAUAUUGCCCUUCACAAGGAAGGAGAAGCAAAGCUAGUGGUACCGAGAGGUAAAUACUAUCUUGUUGAUGCUGGAUUUGCCAACAAGAAGGGGUUCUUGAGGUCAUACUAUAAUAUUCGGUAUUAUCUGAAAGAGUGGAGAAACUCUAACAUGCGUCCAGUUGAUAAAAAGGAAUUGUUUAACUUGAGACAUUCAUCGCUGCGCAAUAUAAUUGAACGUGUUUUUUCACUAUUGAAGUCACGAUUUAAGAUCUUGAAAAAUCAGGCAGAAUACCCUUACAAGACUGUUGAAGAUGACGAGGAAUUUUUUGCGCAAGAGAGUGAAGAUGAAGAUUCUAGUUCUGUUGAUGAAACUGAUGAUGAAGAUUCUAGUUCCAUUGAUCAAACUGAUGAUGAAGAUGUUGAUGUUCACACUGUUGUUGAAGAUGCUAAUGUUGAUAAUGUUGACUGGGAACAAUUCCGAGAGGAUAUGGCUGACAACAUGUUUGGUGUUUGGAAUGAAUGA
This is a messenger RNA of Telopea speciosissima, 906 nucleotides long. RefSeq lists its product as uncharacterized. The transcript has 3 exons. The coding region runs from base 1 to 906 and encodes 301 amino acids. NCBI's taxonomy places the organism in Eukaryota, Viridiplantae, Streptophyta, Magnoliopsida, Proteales, Proteaceae. The record is from RefSeq and is a predicted model, not a curated record.